AUGACCACUUCUUCCCCUCCUCAACCGCCGGUCAAGCACCUGAUCGUCGAUUCCUCGCCUCUGCUCACCUCGCCUUUGUCCACGCUCCGUGGUAUGGCGACCCACUACCUCCUCACACCGGAUGUCGUCUCCGAAUUGAGGGAUCGCAAAGGACGCGAAGUGCUCCAGGAGGCGCAGUUGCAAUUGUUGCCUCCUGAGGGGAGUGGCGAGGACGUCAAGCCUGGGUUCACAGUCCGAGAACCCUCCUUCGAGGCCGUCGCGCGUAGUGAGUUUCACAAAGUCGGUACAUUCUCCGGCUUUUGAGUUGACAUAUUUUCGUUCAAUUUUCAGUCACAGAAUUUGCGAGAAAGACGGGUGAUAUCGCCGUGCUUUCCAAAGCCGAUAUCCAAGUCUUGGCUCUCUGUUUGACGCUCGAAUUGCAAGAGAAUGGUGGAUGGAGGGUAAGGGACCAUCCGGGACAGAUAUUGACCGGGCCUCCCAAGACCAACGAGGAGCAUGAGGAUAAGCCUUUGGAGGAGGUUGAGGCAGGUGUUGAGAAGCUGGAGGUAAAGAAUGUCAUGGAGGAGCCCGUGGCUUCGACUUCGGAACUGUCUACGGCCAAGGAGGAGGCCCAAGUCGGCACGUUGGAGAAGGGCGAACCGGCGGGACAGGAGCCCAGUGUACAGCAAGAGACAGACGGGGAGAUUGAUCCCCAAGAGCAGGACGACGAUGAGAACGACGACGAAGACGAUGGCGAUUCCGAAGGCGAAGAAUCGGACUCGUCCGGUGGAUCGUGGAUCACCCCCGAGAAUGUCACCUCGCACAAAGUGAAAGAUCUCGGCCUCUUCACACCACCCGAAGACACCCUCGCCAAAGCACCCAAAGCGAUCAUGAAGGCCGCCGUUUUGACCGGUGACUUUGCGAUGCAGAACGUGGGGUUGCAGAUGGGCUUGAACGUCUUGGGUUCGGGAGGAAAGAGGGUCAGGGAGGUCAGGACCUGGAUCUUGAGGUGUCAUGCUUGCUUCAAGUGAGUCGCCUACGAUCUGUGAUGUUAGUGAAGGAAAGAGAACGAUUGCUCAUUGUCUCCCGCUACUUUCCUCACGGAAGACUCUGCAAGAACCCGGAGAAACGAUUCUGCCCUUCUUGCGGCGGCCCCACCUUGAUUCGCACGUCCAUCACCUACGUGCCCGCCUCCCCCGAGCACCCGAACGGCUACAUUCUCCACCUCAAGAAGAACUUCCAGUACCGCCUCCGAGGCACACAGUACUCGCUGCCCAACCCCAAGAUGGGUCGAGCAGGUGGUGGCGUCAAUGCCGAACCGGUGCUGAGGGAAGAUCAGAAGGAAUGGUCGAGAGGAAUCAAGACGGCCGAAGUGAUGAGGCAUAAGGAGACGAGGGCCUUGUUGAGGAGUGUCAUGGACGAGAAGAGGAGGGGUGGGGACGCGAACGAGGGUGGGCUGAAGGGAUUCAACGAUCCGGAUUGGCAGGUCAGUCUACUUGCUUUAUCUCGCUGCCGGUCGUACGUCAAGCGGGCAGGGUCUGAUUUCUACUUCAUUCAUUCUCUCACGCAGCCCGCGAUGUUGCAAGGCGAGAAGGGGCGACGAAGGGGCGGCAAGAACGGAGCUGGGGGAGAAGUUCGACUCGAUUCGUCCGGUUUGCCCGUCAUCGGUGCGGGGAGACGAAACCCGAACGCUUCGAAGGGGAAGCGCAAGUAG
Microbotryum saponariae is the source of this 1693-nucleotide messenger RNA. The record is from the annotation of a GenBank genome assembly. Lineage: Eukaryota; Fungi; Basidiomycota; Microbotryomycetes; Microbotryales; Microbotryaceae.